AUGGAUGAGGAAGGAUCUCAACUUACUCGAACAGGUGCAACGCAGAGCGACAAAGAUGGUCGACGGUCUGAAGUAUUUGUCUUAUCAGGAGAGGCUGAAUUUGCUUGGCCUAUUCCCUCUCUCUUAUAGACAAAUAAACUGCAGUCUACUCUGGACCAUCCGGAUUGUUCGCGGCCAGGGUUGCUCAUUAAGAGCAGAGGACUUCUUUGAGUUCGCCCGUACAAACCAACUACGCGGCCAUGCAUACAAAGUCGGGAAUGAGCGCACGCGUUUAGACCGACGAAAAUUUUCAUUCAGCCAGCGGGUUGUCAGACUGUGGAACUCGCUUCCAAGCGAGAUGGUGACGGCUGACACAGUUUGUGUGUUUAAAAGAAAACUUGCUCGUCUAAUUUUCGACAGAAAUCGGCUUGUACAGCAUGACUAUGCACAGCCAGUUUUGUAAAAUCUGUCAUAUACAAUCUUCCGCACUAAUUUACAGAGACCCCAUGCACUACCUUAUGAUUACGAUUGAACUGUGACUCAAUCACAUUUUAAAUGCCUGCAAUUUAAUUUUAAUUUUAUUUUUGAGUAUGAAUCUGCGAAAGCACUGUACAUAAAUAGGGUCAUCAAGGGCUCUGCCUGUAACCCUUCAAUAUACAUAUACAUACAUAUAUACAUACGAAUGCAGAGACAAAAUUGUCCCGAGCAUUCGGCUUUCUCGACGCUGUCAUCCAUAGGCAAUGUGACAGAAUACUUGUUUUUUAUAAUCGCUUGUCGAUAUACGUAAAUAAAUUUCUAGGUUCCUUUUCAGCCCUCCUCUUCUUGCGGAAUGGCACUACCGACAAAUACAAAAGAGACUUAAAUGGCCACUUCUGGCCUAUUAGCCGUCGUCAGCCAGUCAUUCCAAACCCAGUGGGGUGGCCGGUCGAUAUUUACCAGACAAGUGAUGCAAAUCCCGGAAACGACAAUACUUAGUGGUGCACAUUCACACCGUGGGUUGGGUGGCAGCCAACUGCCGAUAAGUUAAGAAGAACAAGUCCACCAAUGCGGCCCCUUGCUGGUAGUCUCCUGGUUCAAAACUUCUCCUCUCGUCAUUUCAUGCAGCAAUAGCUUGCAGUUUUGUCCUAUGAUGCUUAUUCCAACACGAGAGAUGCUCGACAAGAAGACUUUAUCGUACCCCUCGAAUCGGCGCCCCAGAAGUGUGAAACAAAUAAAGAGUGCACAAAUUCCAGACGGCAACAAGUGUCAACCCUUCUCUGACAAAAACCGCAGAGGACUAUUUCCGAAGCAGAAGACCGAGAGCUUCUGAGAUUUCGGAUAUGAGGGAUAUCGUCACCCUGCCCGCCGACAAGGAACAUUCAGCGGUUGUCAACAAAACUGCAGUCUGUUAGAAGACGAAGGUGACUAUGAGCUUUCGGAAAUUGGAGAGUUCAAGAAGCACGAGAACAGCGUAAACAGGGCGACAGACGAGUUCAGGAAGACAGGAGUUCUCAAGAGAGAGGAGGCAUUGGCCGCAAAAGUCACAGAUGCCACCACGGAGACUCUCCGUUCCGUACUUUCCAAAAUUCUGAGCUAAAUUUGACGACGCAGUUAUCUUAAUCAAGAGGAAAGACGUUCAUGACUCCAAGGUCUUGCUGAACUCAGUAUUCCCCAAUAUCCAUUUUACAAUGAAGAGGAAAACACCAACCAGUUGCCCUCCUUCGACGUAAAUGUUGUAAGGACGGUUAGUGGGAGGACAAAUCUACGGUAUACCGUGAGGAGACGUGAAGUGACCACCCUAUUGGUUACAGGCGCAAGUAUCUCAGAACUGUCUUCCGACGAGUUUAAAACACUGUAUGACGACGACGGGAGAAAGGAUGCAGUAAAAUAGCUACAUUUUUUUAUUCACAGCCAAUGGUUACACACGAUCCUUCAUACGUGAGUGCCAAUGAAAACCUACCCGUGAACGAUCUAACGAUGUGAAGUCGAAGUUUUGGCUCGCGAUCUCGUACAUGAGGAAUACUUCAGAGGCGACAGCUAGAAUCCUGAACCCUUUUGGGAUUGGGGUGGCCCACAAACCGGAAUCCACUCUCAGGCGGCAGAUAAUGAAGCCCAAAUGCCCGCUACCGGCAAGGGAACAAUCAGUGUAAUUCAGUAUGUAUGAGGGAUAUAGGCAGAGCCUUGGAAAACCCUAUUUACAGAUAGAGGUGUGAAAAAAACAUGUAGAUAUUUACAUAACAGUUAUGACAGUCAUUGAUACCGUGGUCUACGGCGUAACGUGCCAAAACUGCAGUACGAGGUAUGUUGGUAAAAUUUUGAAACGCCUCUGCACGAGACUGCAUAAGCCCCGACUUGCAGUCAAUCGCGAGGAUAGGCUGUCACUGUUAAAUGGCCACAUGCGGCAGGAGGAACGUAGUUUCGCCUUUGGGGAAGCAAGCUUCAUUGGUCGAACCAAUGACAAGAUGGCCAGGCUGAUGCUCGAAAGUUGGUCCUCGGCUGGCACAAUCAACAGAGCUAUCGAUCUUAAUCCGGCCUACCAGGCGCUACGUGCAAGGCUCCAUUCAGUCCAGAGGGGGCCGACAAUACUAUCGAGCGAUUCGCGGCCCCUCAAAAAAUUGUUGCCUUCACCGCAGUGGGAAAGAGCCAGCCGGAGGUCACACGACCAGCGCCAGAGUUCGACCCACCGACGCGCCCAAACAGCCUAGCGUGAUUUGCACAUGCAUCAUCAGCUGGCCAGUUCAUCCGGUUAUGAGGGGAGGGCCCACAGGCACACACAGCUUGCAGCAACUACGACAGCCGGGUAGGGGACUGAGAUCACGCGAGUACGCUUGAGGCCGCCCACGAAGAGGCCAAAGCCAAUCCCUAGCUAAAAUACAGGUCAGAUUUCGUGCGUCAGGCAUGCCUUCAACAUAAGACAGGCGGCGAGGCAGAACAGUUCUAGGCUAGCAGGAACAGAAAUCCCAUCAAUCUGAUGAUGGAAACGAGGAAGUUUCCGAAACGUCAGUACAAAUACACUGUGGUCCAUUGAAUCGCUCCUUCUUCUUCGUCUUCUUUUGGGGAGAAUGAACAGGAUAUACAUAUAUAUUGGAGAACGGGUACCCCGAAAAUUUGAUUUGAAAUAGGUAAGAUUUUUCGGCAACAAAAUAGCCUUUACUGAGUAAAUUUUCGAGAUUGGUUCCCCAGCUCGUCGUCAGACUUCUGGGCUAUGUACAAAAGCAGUUUUCUAUUCAGCCGUGUCGAACAAUUGAUUCUGUAAUUGAUCAAAGCCUGCGCCAAUGCGCGUCAAUAGUAUUUCCUCACUCCCUCGGCACUGGCUGCGCUCGUUUCCAUUUGUCCCUAGGACAUUUGAACGUGGCAUCUAAAUCGGUAUGCCAAUUGAUGCAUACAUCGUCUGAGUGCACCGCUUCGAGGAAUUCAUGGCCGUUCCUUAUUUGGCAGGCACCAACAAUGCGAGUAUUCUCCCAGGCAAAUUAGUGCCCAAUGUGUGCAUAGCCAACUGGGAUAGAAUAGAAUAGGUUUAUUAUAGCGCCCCUUGGGCACUGACAGUCUCCUCACCGCUAACUGAUGCUCACAUAUGGUGGUUAGGACAGAUUUCCCAGCCUAGCUACAACAGACGGCAUCACAACUGGAACAGGGGAUCUUCUAGGCAACACUUUUUCCAUCGACUUAGCCAACCCUGUCAUUAGGGUUUACAAGCUGUGCACGCAAGGAGGUUGUAGGUUGGUGUGCUAUUUAUAUCGGAUAUUUUUUUCAGCUGUGUUUUUGACGAGCUCUGAUACAUUUUUACAUACGGGAGAGUCCGUCAGGCGAAUGUUUUUGGUGCCUGGGUGGCCGUAGUGAUCGAAACACCUUUCUGUUUAACCUAAUGCUUCAUGCAAUGACGUAUGAAGUCACGCAGUACCCGAUAUUUCACUUCUGUUUGGUAACUUUCUUCAUCGGAGCAAUGUGUUUUGGCUCGGUUUAACAGGCCGUAGGCGGUAUUCCUCUUGUGAAAGAGGUAAUGGUUACUCAUAAAAUGUAGUAUGACCUCUGAGUAUGUUUCUCUGUGAUAAAGUGAAGCGUGAAGGGAUCCGUCCAUCGUGCAAGGACGUCCAGAAAUGGGAGCUUUCCAUCCACCUCCGUCCCGAAAGUGAAUUUGAUUCGGGGGAAUGGGGAGUUAAGAUUCGUGUGGAGCAGAUCUAAUAUGUUUUACUUGACAAUGACAAAUUCGUCAUCAAAAUGGCGCAGUUAAAGUUUUGGGUUAAUUUUAGGAUGGGCUACAGAUUGCAGUUUCUGCAUUAUGGAUUCUGCUUGAAAGCCAGAUGUAGGCGGAUCCGUAGAGACACAUUUCAGUUGCCGAUAACAUUGUUUGGCGAAAGAAAAGAUGGUUUCUAGACAAACAUCGAGUAGUUGAAGUAGAGCGUCGGCAGGCACACCAGUGGUGUAGGCCUGAGACGGACAGCGAACAACUCGAGAGCCGGCACAACGCAACGAGCUAGACGGGGAACCGGGGACGUCUCGUCCAACUUCACAGUUGUUGUCUGAAGACGUACUUCACCUUUGAAGGGACAGUGAACGAACAAGUCACAGGGACACAUAUUAGAUCGUCGCUCUAGAAGUCCAUCGCGGAGGCGGUUUUCCGAAAAGUAUAUGCCAUAUUUUUCGCAACCUGUAGACCAAAAAUUUGGACUCGAGAUUUUGACGAUUCCUAUCGUUAUUGUCGUGUGGUAAAUGGUUCGGGAAUUCCAUUACGUUCUGAAUUCCGUUUUUGGACAUUCAGUUCGCAGUAAGGGCGAAAAGCAACGAUCCAACUGCCGCUCCUGGAGGUUUUCGCCCAUCCAAUAGCAAAUGGAGACCAAAAACGACGACUUAUGGGAACGCCACCAACAAGCCCUAACUCCUGAGUAACCACAGUAAGCACCCAUUAUACCACAUACGCGCUUAUGUGCGAAUUGUCCACAGGGGGCAGAAACACAAAACAUCGAGCCGAGCGACAAAGUACUGGAACUCCACUACCUCUGGAGCCUUUUCGUGGGCUCCGAGUAGCCUUACAACUUUCUCAAACGCGGCAGGCAGUCUAGAUCAGGCCAAAGUUUGGUGAAAGAACAGCUGCGUCUGCCUCGUCUCCAGUCCGAUAACAGGUGGAACAUACCUCCGGCAGCAUGUUUGCGUAGAUGGACAUGGCCAGUUAGCAUAUCAGGAAUUCUUGUAGAAGACGGAUGAGGACAAGCGCCUGAACAAACGAGGAGCCUCGAAUUUUCGGCCAUACUUGUAAGGAAAUUGUUUAUUUUUCGAAAAUUUUUGGUUUAAGUUCAUGGCACUUUUCGAAAACGACAAUAUACUAUGCACUAUCUGUCCACCAGGCCAUACUAAGCCAAAUCAAACUUUUUAAGCUGCCGGAUUGAUAGGAAUUCUCUGCAGUGUAUGAUUGUAAGGUAGGUAGACGUGGAGACAUUUUCUGUUCGCCGAGGAGGAGGAGGAAGAGGAAGAGGAGGAGGAGGAGGAGGAGGAGGAGGAGGAGGAGGAGGAGGACGAGGGCAAGGACGAGGAGGAGGAGAAGAAGGAGUCAGUCGAGUGUGACUCUAAGGAUUUUACCGGGUUUGGUAUCACACAAAUGCGUUGA
Messenger RNA from Spirometra erinaceieuropaei, 5560 nucleotides. The record is from the annotation of a GenBank genome assembly. NCBI's taxonomy places the organism in Eukaryota, Metazoa, Platyhelminthes, Cestoda, Diphyllobothriidea, Diphyllobothriidae.